This is a messenger RNA of Alternaria atra, 2736 nucleotides long. RefSeq lists its product as uncharacterized. Gene Ontology annotation, molecular function: transmembrane transporter activity. The record is from RefSeq and is a predicted model, not a curated record. The coding region runs from base 1 to 2736 and encodes 911 amino acids. The transcript is spliced from 2 exons. Lineage: Eukaryota; Fungi; Ascomycota; Dothideomycetes; Pleosporales; Pleosporaceae. Gene Ontology annotation, biological process: transmembrane transport.
AUGGCGGAUUAUGACUUCAGCAAUGGCGACUUCCCUACGAGAGGACCCGUGGUGCUGGGAGUUUCGGCUGCGACGCUUGCCAUAUGUUCUGUCUUUGUUGGCUUUCGUCUGAUCUCCAGAUUUCUGGUCGUCAGAAAGCCAGGAUGGGACGACUACACAAUGAUCCUUGCGUGGGUUCUCGCGUUUGGCGCAUCCUUCUCUAUAUGCUAUGGCACAACGAAGGGCUUGGGACGGAAGCAGGAGAACAUUCCACCACAGUGGCAGGAGCCUAUGAAGAAGUCGUCCUUCGUCUUCUCCGUACUCUAUAACCCAGCUUUGAUGGCCACCAAAACCUCAAUCCUCCUCUUCUACCUGACACUAUCCAAGACGCAUAAAGUUUUUCGGUGGGCCACCAUCGCGACUCUUGUCGUCGUUAAUGUCGGCGGACUGGCUUUGACUAUUCUGAAUCUACUUCAAUGCCGCCCUAUCGGCGCCGCUUGGGAUUCUCCCGUUCCCGAUACAGCCCACUGCACGAACAUCGUCACGAUAUAUCUUUCCUCGGCACCGCUCAACAUCAUCACCGACAUAGCCAUUCUGUUCCUACCCAUGCCGAUACUCACUAGUAUGCGGUUGCCGAAAAAGCAGAAGAUAAUACUCGUCAUCACGUUCGGUUUCGGUAUCUUCGUCGCAGUCGUUGAUGUCAUCCGUAUCGCAUACCUGCAAGACGCUCAGCGCAACACACUUCAAGCCGCUCAACGACAGUCAUCCGAAUCUGGCAAUGAACAGAGGAACACUGGCGAUUUUGCCUGGUUUUCAUCUCUAUCGUUCAUGUGGAGCACUGUGGAGAUCAAUCUGGGCAUCAUGUGUGGAUGUGUUCCUGCAUUGAAGCCCCUUGUCAGAAGAUUCCUUCCUAGUUGGAUCAUCGACCAUACCAUGCGUGACAACACGACACAUACGAGCGAUGAGGCUGUACUUCACCCCGACAUUCUGGACUCCGGGCGGCGCUCAGACCCUUUGACACCCCCCGCCUCUCCACUUAGUAAGCCUCCGCUAGCUCGUAGAAGCGGUGGUGAUGAGCCUAUGGGCAUGAUGGACUUCUUAACUACGCCUGACAUGACAGAGCUACCCCAGCUGAGAUCAUCGAACACCACUGUUACCUACGGAGCGACUGCCCGCACUCAGCGCCAACCAACUUUCUUCGACUUUGUCAACACCGGGCAAAAAAAGAACAUUACUCUACGGAGCAAUCGCGAGAGUGUGUACCCGGUGAUAAUGGUAACCAUACUGUUCUUCAUUUGGGGCUUUGCCUAUGGUUUCCUCGACGUACUUAAUUCGCGCUUCCAAGAAGUAGCUCGCACGAGCGAAUGGGAGACGGUCGGCCAACAUAGUGCCUACUAUGCUGGGUACAUUGUGGGCCCUCUAACCUUUGGACGCAUCGUUUUCAAGGCUUGGGGUUUCAAAGCAUGCUAUAUGGUCGGUCUCUCGGUCUACGCUUGCGGAACCCUCGUCUUCUGGCCUUCCGCUGUGCUGAACUCCUUUCCAGCAUUUCUGAUCUCAAAUUUCAUCACUGGUGCAGGACUGUCGACACUGGAACUGGGCGCGAAUCCAUUCAUAGCUCUCUGUGGGCCGCCCGAGUAUGCUGAAGUGCGACUAAAUCUGUCGCAAGCUGUUCAGGCUGUUGGCACCAUCGUUUCCCCACUUUUGGCGAAGAAAGUACUCUUCCCUGCCAACGCUGCGAGCCUGAUUGACGUCCAGUGGACAUACCUCGGCAUUUCCUUCUUCAACAUCGUCCUUGCGAUCAUCUACUUCUAUGUACCGCUUCCCGAAGCUACCGACGAAGAACUGGAGCUUGCCAGUCAACGCACUGUGCCCUUUGCCCGCGAGGCCACCAUCAAUAUUGGGUCUAAGCCAGUAAAAGUUCUUUGGAUCGGUCUGGGUAUGGCGGUCUUAUCGCAGUUCUGCUACGUUGGCGGUCAAGAGUCCACUUCCACCUCGUUUAAAGAAUACGUCAACCGCGUCGCGCCUUCAGUGGAUUAUGUGUCACAACAAGCCUAUGGACACACAGCGUUUGCAGUCUCUCGAUUCCUGGCAGCUUUCAUCGACAUUUGGGUGAAACCGCGCUUCAGUCUCCUAGUCUUCUAUCUAGGCGCGAUUGCCUCUGCUGCCGCAGCUAUGCAUGUUUCGGGCAGUACUGGUGCAGCAGUCAUUGUUAUCGUCAUGUUCUUUGAAGGUCCGUUAUUCCCACAAAUUUUCGCACAGGGGAUACGGGGCAUGGGUAAGCACACGAAAGAUGCUUCCGUACUUCUGACGGCAGCCAUCGGCGGAGGAGCCGUUGUCCCACCAAUAAUGUACGCUGCACUCAGGAUUAACAACGCACAAUACGCUUUCUGCGUCAUCACGGCGGCUUAUGCCGUUGGUGCAUUGUAUCCUAUAUACCUCAACUCACUACCUGCGUCGCGGAAGCUCUCCGAUCCUGUGCGCGACGAAAAGACGAGGAAGGAAUCAGAGGCUGAGGAGAAGCGACGAGGUUCCACGAGCGAAAAGCUUAGGACAUGGAGUAAAGUCAAGAAGAGGUUGAGUUUGAGCAAGGAAGAUGAGAGACUACCUUCCGUUGAGCACCGAGAGCGGCGCAGUUGGCCUGAGGGAUUGGCGCCGCGGAGUGAUAGCUUGGCCAUCGAACCUGUGCGAACUCGUACACCGAGCUCAUCGAGUUCCAUGAGCAGUACCUCAGGUAGUUUUCCGACGCGCGUGCGCUGA